This is a messenger RNA of Pocillopora verrucosa, 1649 nucleotides long. The record is from RefSeq and is a predicted model, not a curated record. NCBI's taxonomy places the organism in Eukaryota, Metazoa, Cnidaria, Anthozoa, Scleractinia, Pocilloporidae.
UGGAUCCCAGGCAUCGACAAAUACUCGGGUCAAAGGAUCAUCUACGACGGCGACAACAGGGGUCACGUUUGAGAAUACUGUCACUGAAUAUCCCUUGGCAGACGAUGUACAUGCUAGCAAGCCUAACCUGGUUGUGAUUGUUGUGGUGCUACUGGCCAUUUUCAUUCUGCUCCUUGUAGUCGCUUUCGGACUUAUGUUCUUUCGUAGACGUCGGAGCCACGAUAAACAAUACGAAGAUCGCGUCAUAUGCACCUACGAGAAGCCUUCGAACUCUGAACUGACAUCACUCGACACUGUGCUUGUUCAACAAACACAGAGCUCCGCUGAGCUUACUGUUCACCUAACCCUUUCACGAACGGAAUCUGAGCUGGCCACCUACGAAACAGUGAGCGACUGCAAAAGAGAGUGCGGCUAUGAUAACAUUGAGACUAAUCGAAAGUUGAGUUCAGUAAGCGAGGGAUGUUCAGAUAUUCAGGAAAGAGCGCCAGAAAACACAGUGUUGGUGAGUGGUGAGAAAGGAAUACAGCAGCCACCUGCUUUGUGCGAUCAAAAAGAAGAAAACAAGGAUCAUGUUUACGCUGUUGUUCAUAAAGAAAGAAAAGGGAGAGCCAGUUCUGAAGUGAGCGCCCUAGAAAAGACUGCGGGCCACCCUCAGGAAGAAACAAGUGGCUUACCUGUGCAAUGGGCGUCCCAUGUAGAUCAGUCCCCGUCUCUGACACCAGAGAAUGGUUCGUCUCAUCAAACUGAUUCAGGGCUCGACAACAACACAGAGGCUGCAGGGAGCCAGACACCUCAGGCUGGCGGGAACACUGAUUAUUUGUACGCAGCUGUUGACAUGACAAAAAAGAAGAAGAAGCCGCCACAGAAGCCCGCUCCAUACCGUGGCCUUGUGUACGCAGAUCUGAUCCUUUCCCGCGAAAACAGUGCAAAGCUUGUCAAAGAACAGCCCCAAACAGUAUACGCCCAAAUUGAUCCCGUCAAGACAGCAAGCGUGAAGAUAUCACAGCAGAAUCCGGAGGAGACAAAGGACGGCGAACAUAAGUGACACUCGCUUUCUAUCUCAGGAAUGUUUUAAUGAUAAACAUAGAGAUGAAAACAAAACUGAAAGAAACAAGUAUGCAGACCCCACAAUUAGAGUUAGUGAUCGGUAAUUAUUUGUUUUGUCAUUACAAAUACCCGACUAGUUUUGUAGAAAUUUCUUCAAGGGAUUGUACUCAGAAUACUUUAAAUGAGCCCCUUUAAGGUACAUGCAUGUCAAAACUGAAAAAAAUCAGUAUAACUCAUAUGGGAUAAGUUUGUAAAGGAAAAAGUUCGUAGUCAGCAUUUCGCGCAUGCGCGUACUGAAGGAUAACAUUUCAAUAGUUCAAUUCACUUUGUCCUUGGUGUCUAGUUUCAUGCUGAGGGAAACUUUCUCUUCACGCAUAGUCAAAAUAAUGAGUUAAGCAUUAAAAUUCAGUUAUAAAGUCAUAAAUUCCUGAGGUUGGUUGACGUUGAAUUAAACUGCAGCGUCAAAUUGGCAAAUUGUAAAACCUGUUUUAACGUUUUAUUUUCAGAUACCACGGUAUGAAGUAUCAUAUAAAAACAACAAAAACGAAAUUAGAUAAAUAAAUGAACAAUAUGGUUUAAUAAAUGGGAAAUAUAUGUUUUAA